UGUAGGAUGUGGAGGGCGGGCGCCGGGCAGGCCGUGUUGGAGUGAUCCAUCAACCAUGUGUCCCCCGGGUCCCCUGGUGCAGCUGACCCUCCUGCUGGCCGCUGCUGCCACCGCCAGCAACUGCCCCACCAUCUGCUCCUGCAAGUGGAAGCAAGGUAAACAGACAGCAGAGUGCCGAGAGAAGGGGCUCAACACCUUACCUAAAAACAUUCCCCCAGCGACACAGGUGCUGGAUCUCUCACACAACAACAUACAGAGACUGCCACGACUUGCCUUCGCUGAAGAGGGCCUCACCAACCUCCAGAAAAUCUACUUGAUUGACUGCAAGGUGGAGGAGGUGGACAAGGAGGCGUUUCGAGAGUUGAGUAACCUGGUAGAACUUGAACUGAGUGAGAACAAGCUGCACCACGUGCCUAGCGAGACCUUCAGGUACACGCCGCAGUUGACGGAGCUCUACCUCCGUAACAACCCUAUCCAACAUAUCGACGUGGACGCCUUCAUUCAUCUGGAAUACCUCAAAACUCUCGACCUCAGUGAGUGUUAUAUCAAGACUAUCGCCGCUCGAGCCUUCGAGCCGCUGACAGUGUUGGAGAAGUUAAAGCUUGCCUCUAACAGGCUGACAGAGCUGCAGCCUCGACUUGUUGAUAGCUUACAGAAACUUCACCAGUUAACAGUUCACGACAACCCUUGGAUCUGUGACUGUCGCCUCAGGAAGCUACGAGAGUGGCUGGUGGAGCGGCGUGUCCCUCACGAUGAGUCGCCCGUCUGCGACAAACCCAUACGCAUCCAGGGUCAAAACUUUGAUCAAAUGGACGAGGAUCAGUUUGCCUGUAAACCAGAAAUUCUGCCGACCCAGAGGAAAAUAGAGAGCGAGUCGGGGAAGAAUGCGACUGUGUGGUGUCCAGUGGGCGGGCUGCCGACCCCGACUGUGUCCUGGAAGGUGCGAGACAUAGUGGUGCAGAAUGGAUCACUGGUGGGCGGAGGCGGCGCCCAUGGUUACAUCCUAAACGAGGCCAGUGAGGAGCGAGGGAGUCUGCUGCUGGUGGUGGGUGCCAAGAGCCAAGACUCGGGACUUAUUAUAAAAUGCCUUGCCUCAAAUGCAGCUGGCAGCACGGCUCAGACCUUCGAGUUGAUUGUUUCCCCUCGGUCCUCGGCAGGGUUUUCUGCUGAUAAGAUUGCUGCCAUCUCUUCUGUGUUUGUCGUGGUGGUCGCCAUUCUUAUCGGCGUGUUCUCUAUACUGGCCCGGCGCCGCAACACCCACACUCCUAUACCAAUAAAGACAGUGACAGUGAACGGGGCGACAGAGACACGCAUCGCAAACUUGCCCUACACUCCCUCGGCAUACGUCGGAGGCUCAGUGGUGGCCACGACGGACAACCCUGACCUGUUGUGUGAGGCAGACCAGACCUCUGAGGGCGAAGGGGCAGACUGCUGCACCACGGACGAGGGCAGCCAACACUCAACAUGCAGCGCUGCUCCCAGACUCAAUGGUCAAAGUCGCAGUCACACAGUGUCCCUGGACGGCGACAAGGGGCCCAUGAGCUGUCCAUUUGACUCUGUAUGGGAGCCGGAGCGGGUCCACGCCGUCCUAGACUCAGCGGCGCCGGAGCACGUUAUGCAAACGUCUCUACACGAGCCUCCCACGCCCAACUGCGACGCCCUCGUUCAGCAGCGACUCCUCUCCUCGUCUCAACGUCACCUCAACCAUCGACUGUCGUACCUGCCAGAUUUCGCGCCGGACUACUCUGAGUUGUACUCGUUCAGCCACGUGGGUCCCGGGCACACGUACACUUCCCUCAGCGGCGUCACGGUGCCUCACUACGGAACCAUCCCACGUUCCAUGAAGAUGAGAACCAGCGUCCCAGAAGUCAUCCCUGGGGACGGCACGCCCACCCUCAUGCGACACCCGCGGGCGUGGCACUACGGCUCAGAGGGCUCGCCCGUGACGUCACACGAGCAGCGGAGGUGUGUGAGCUCGCUAUACUCGAGCCCCACGCCCACGCCCACCAACACCAUGACCACAACGUGUCUGCCGCCACAGCCGCUACAGAGCCACAGCAAUAAGCUGAGUCGCAUCACCGCUCGUGACUCUCCCGACGAAGGGUACCAAGAGGGGGCUGACGUCUAGCACUCGUCUCGCGCCUUGAAGACCUUGAGGCGUGAGUGAGGCACUUGUGAUGUGAGGACGACCAGGCAGUGCCGUGUCCUCUACUGUGUAAAGAGACGGAUAAUAAGUUUAAGUACCUCCUGAUGAUACACUCAACGUGGUGCCGAGUGGAUCUGAAAACUUCUUCCUAGAGAAUUCCCUAAAUAUAAGAGUUCCCCCUUAGUGUAAGGGCCGCUGGGCCUCUACCUCGUGCUGCUCAUUAAGGGCUCUCACCUGGCGUCCAGAUGAGAGGUCAGCACCAAGACCUGGGUCACCACGGCAGGUAGAGGUACAGCGGCCAACAGGUUGGUUGAGUCUAGAGCUUCCAGUGGACUCAGAGACAUUGUGACUGUCCAUGUAUAGCGACUCUGAGUCUCUCUCCGGUAACUCUCCCUGGAGGAACACCUUGUAAACUCGGCCUUAUACACACGUCGCUGUAGUCAUGUUGUAGAGGACUCUGGGAUACUCAAGUCCGAUACAAAUAUUAUUUUAGUUUUCUAAACGAAGUACUUUAUACAAUGGUUUGACAUGUACCAAAAACUAUGGUAUUAUUUGUGACUAAUGUCUCAACUACCUUAACAAAAGGUGAAACAUCAUUUAUGACUGACCUCUGUUCCCAAACUAGUAUUAUUCUUGUUUAAUAUCUGUUUCUGAACUGGAUUAACACACACACACACCAAACUAGUAUCGGCCGUGACGAGCAUCCUAAACUGGUUUAACUCCAACACACUACAUGAUCUGUGACUAAAUGUAUCUACAUAUAAAACGAAUCAAUUAGCCAACGACACAAGUGUACAUGAAUCACUACACCAGUUGAGUCAUUGUCGAGUACUGUACUGUAGCGUUAAGUUCUCUCAGGUGUGUGACAGUGAUCGUCAUCAUUGGUCUCGUGUCAACACAAUCAAACACUAAGGUUAUAAUGGUCCAUUAACACGAAUUCUUCCUCAUCAUUUAGUUAUCACUGCCGUGUGGUGAUUAACGCCUCGUGACAACCGACAAUAAAUACACAAAAUGAUUCCUUUACUUAUGAGAAACACUGAGUUGAAAGAGACGCUUAAGAAGGCCACUUAAGGAGGGCUCUCAGAAUCUCCUCAUUUAAUACAAAGCAGGAAACUGGAUGAAGGAUUUACGAGUGUUGUUGGUAACACUGUCAGGGCCAGUACUAGGUGCUUGUGACACAGGUCCUGGUAACACUGUCAGGGCCAGUACUAGGUGCUUGUGACACAGGUCCUGGUAACACUGUCAGGGCCAGUACUAGGUGCUUGUGACACAGGUCCUGGUAACACUGUCAGGGCCAGUACUAGGUGCUUGUGACACAGGUCCCGGUAACACUGUCAGGGCCAGUACUAGGUGCUUGUGACACAGGUCCUGGUAACACUGAUACACAGGUCCCUGGGAUAAAGUGACAUGGUGUACAUUCCAAUGUAUAUAGUAUACAUAACAUACAUACAUAUAGAAAAAACAAACAAACAUAUAUAUAAAUAUAUAGAUCAUGUAUAGCAGCUAAUUCAACAACCUCUUCUCGUUUAUAAACAUGAAUGCACCCCCCCCAC
Homarus americanus (American lobster) is the source of this 3699-nucleotide messenger RNA. RefSeq lists its product as uncharacterized. Gene Ontology annotation, molecular function: protein binding. Lineage: Eukaryota; Metazoa; Arthropoda; Malacostraca; Decapoda; Nephropidae. The transcript has a single exon. The record is from RefSeq and is a predicted model, not a curated record. Bases 56 to 2128 code for a protein of 690 amino acids.